This is a messenger RNA of Stegostoma tigrinum, 2969 nucleotides long. Its product is annotated as BCL2/adenovirus E1B 19 kDa protein-interacting protein 3-like. The coding region runs from base 335 to 925 and encodes 196 amino acids. NCBI's taxonomy places the organism in Eukaryota, Metazoa, Chordata, Chondrichthyes, Orectolobiformes, Stegostomatidae. The record is from RefSeq and is a predicted model, not a curated record. Gene Ontology annotation, cellular component: mitochondrial outer membrane; nucleus; mitochondrial envelope. The transcript has 6 exons. Gene Ontology annotation, biological process: mitochondrial outer membrane permeabilization; positive regulation of apoptotic process.
UGCUCUCUCUGGAAGCUCACAUGAUCAUUGGAGCUGAGCAGAGCCGGCACAGACGUGCUUAUUUGCACGUUUUUUUUUGAGUAAACGCUUCGGCAGAUCGUGGGUAGAAGGACAGAAAAGCAGAGAAACACACAAGAGAAGGAAAGAGCUGAACCGACUGGGUUGGGGGGGAUAAACAGAACGGUGAAGCAGAGUGGGGAAAAAAGGCACAUUAUUAGAUAACAACACCAGCUUCCUGGUCCCUAUUUGAUUGAUCGACUACAAAGAGAAAACAUUUUAGAAGAUAGGAGCUAAAAAAAUUGUUUGUGGGAGAGAGACGAAAAAAAGACUUAAAAUGUCAGUUUCCAUUGUAGAAGACGAGAGCUUACACGGUUCAUGGGUGGAACUGAACUAUAGCCAGCAGAGCAACCCUAGGGUCUUGGAGCACAUCCCUUCAUCGAGUUCCAUCCACAAUGGCGACAUGGAGAAGAUCCUGCUGGAUGCACAGAAUGAAUCGGAAAAGAACAGUUCACGAGGCAGCUCCCACUGUGACAGCCCUCCAUUGCUGAUGAGCCCGCAGACGUCUCACAUUCCCACCGAGUUUGAUACUGGAAGCAUCGGAGAUACCAACAGUACUCAGUCUGAUGAAGAGAGCCAGGAGAGGAAUGGAGAGAUUGAGAAAUUACUGAGGAACAAUGCGGAGUGGAUCUGGUACUGGUCCAGUCGACCAGAAAAUGUACCUCCAAAGGAAUUUGUGUUCAAGCAUCCAAAAUAUUGUUCGAGCCUGAGUGUGCAGAAGACAGGCGUGAUGAAGAAAGGAGGGAUCUUCAGUUCCGAUUUUGUAAUGUUCCUGCUCCCGUCUCUCCUGAUCACUCACCUGCUAAUGCUGGGAGUGGGAAUAUACAUCGGCAAGCGAUUGGCUGCAUCGUCGGCGAGUACCUUAUAAAAAAAAACCUCCAGGAAGAUUGGCUCGCACCCGAUAAAUGACAGAGGUUUGACAUCGAACUCCUCACUCGUCCCUCGGUUCGACGGACAUCGGCAGCAGCCGUGAUGGAAGUUACAGUGAUUCGAAGCGUUUUCGCAGUUACCCCGUUUCGACCCACCGUGACAUCUCAUAUGUUCCCUCCUCCCCUGUAAUUGUCCUCGAUGUGUACAAGCUAUCCUCAGCAGCGCGGGUAGUUGGCUUUAGACUGCGUUGCUGUUCCUCUGCUCUUGCGGGUGCAGGCGGAAUCUGUCUUAGUAACACAGGGCUUGCACUCGGACUCUCUGCUGCAGGAUUUGUGUCGGGCCUGUGUGUGCCUGUGCACACAGGUGAACAUACGGCCAUGUGUGUGUCCUUCCCUCCUGUGUCCAAGUCCUGAAAACCUGUGUCCCCCGACCCUGAGUCAUUUUGUCCAAGAGUUACAACGUCAAUUGGUCCCUCUCCACGUCAACACCAAGGCAUCUUGGCAAUGCCUCGGUUUGCCUUGCACUGCCAAGAAAAAGAAAGCAGCUUCACUCUCACCACAGCUCAACAUUCCAGAAUGUCAGAUGACUUGUUUGGAAAUCCAUGGUGCUGUCACGGUAACGGCUAGAAAAGCAAGUUAAUGAUUAUACAUUUCUUUUUUUAAAAAAUGCGACAAAAACCAGGCUCAGAAAGGGCAAUUGGGGAUGAGCAAUAAAUGCUGUUGCAGUCCUGCAACUGAACAUAAGUUAAAGUAUGAAAUCAGGAAGUUCAGGUUGAGCCAUUUGGAAGUGAAUCCUAGAAAAAUGAACAUCUCACGUAGGCUAGAGAGAAUAGUGGAGGGUUUCGGGUUAAUAGUCCACCUGCAGACCAUUGAUGUUAAGGUUAGAUUUUGUUGCUGUAUCUCCCAGCUGUAGAAUGGGAGUUUGGCUAAAAAUAGAAUGGUUUGUGUCAUCAAUCAAGGAUGCUCUGUAACUCUUCUGGCAGCAAAGUGAAAGUGGAUUGCCGAACUGAUGCCAGAUAGUAUACCUCUAAGCACUGCUGAUUGAUUGGCCGAAGAAUCCAAAAUACCUGAACCCUGACCAUGAAUUAAACCUUAAGAUCUAUAAAGCUUCAUGGUACAAACCUGCUGUGACCAUGAAACGCAUUCCUCGUCAACCCCACGUUGGAGAUCAGCUCCUGGGACUGUGGUAAUCCUGAUACAGCUGUGAAAUCUGUCACAUUGUGUCAUCCCAUUUUAAAACUCAAUAGGAGGCCCGAAACGUCAGCUUUUGCGCUCCUGAGAUGCUGCUUGGCCUGCUGUGUUCAUCCAGCUCCACACUUUGUUAUCUAGGGUCACUUGCUUCUUUUCCUUGCUCUGCUGAAGGCACUUCAUUGUGGGCACAGUAAUAAGUCGCUGGAUAGGGUCAGGACCGUGUUACACUCCACGUCUUCAAUUUGGGGACUUAAGUGAUUCCUGGCUCCCACAGAAGGCAUUCCCAAGUGACUGAAUUCAAGCAGUUUGAGCAAGUCUGUUUGUUUUGACUCAGAGCUCACCCUCCCUGGUUUACGGAAGACCCUUUGAUCGACUCAGGGACUACAUUUUUCCUCAUCCCUUAACAAGAGAAGGGUCUGCUGCUUUAGUGGCAGUGCUUCUAGCUGGAAUUGAAACAGUGAGCUGAUAGAAGAGAAAUCCUUUGCUUUGGCUCUUUCACAACCUAGGGCACCUUGGAGCUACUUUUGUAGUCAUUGUACUAAUGUGGAAAACCAAUUGCACACAGCAAGGUCCCACAGAUAGCAAUAAGAUAGUGUGGGAUGGGCUUUUUAGUGGUUUUGUUUAGGGAUUAAUAUUGACCAGAGUGCAAUACUCCCUAAUCUUUGAAAUGAUGCCACGAAACUGACUGCCUCCCAAACAGCACCUCUGAAAGUGUGACACUCCCUCAUUACCGCACUGGUGUAUCUGCCUAGAUGUUACUCUCAAGUCUCAGGGGUGGGUCUUGAACGCACCACCUUCUGGAUCGGAGUUGAGGGUGCAUCAUUGCGUACUGAACCACAACUAAGCUGGUAA